AUGGCUCAUAUUCUUGAUGAUAAUGGUGUCACUGCACUUGAGUAUAUGCACUAUUUCUAUGAUGCUAAAUACAAGAUGGAAUGGGACCACACUAUAGAUGGAAUGGAUGUUGUGGAGAAAAUCAGCAAUGACACUAUGGUUCUACAUCAAAGGCACAAAACGGUUUGGCCGGCCGCUGCACGUGAAUCUUUAUUUGUUUCUCAUAUACGUCGCGUGGAUGAUUUGAAGCCGAAUGAGGCUUACGAUCUGUAUAUUGUAUGCAAUAAAGAUGUCACUCGAACGGAUGUCCCGGUAAAGUUUUCAAACCUCUACUAA
This is a messenger RNA of Strongylus vulgaris, 315 nucleotides long. The record is from the annotation of a GenBank genome assembly. Lineage: Eukaryota; Metazoa; Nematoda; Chromadorea; Rhabditida; Strongylidae.